This is a messenger RNA of Amblyraja radiata (thorny skate), 1350 nucleotides long. RefSeq names its product leucine-rich repeat serine/threonine-protein kinase 2-like. Gene Ontology annotation, molecular function: ATP binding; protein serine/threonine kinase activity. NCBI's taxonomy places the organism in Eukaryota, Metazoa, Chordata, Chondrichthyes, Rajiformes, Rajidae. The coding region runs from base 121 to 1335 and encodes 404 amino acids. The transcript has 8 exons. The record is from RefSeq and is a predicted model, not a curated record. Gene Ontology annotation, biological process: protein phosphorylation.
GGGUACAUUCUGUUGGGCCAAAUUGUGGAUCACACUGAUUCCCUGUUAGAAGAGUGGUUUCCGGGACUUCUGGAAACGGAUAUAAAUGGUGAUGGUGGGAGUCUAUUGAAGAAAUAUGCCAUGUACAGUUUUGAAAAUGGUCAAGAAUGCCAGCAGAUCCUAUUGGAUGACUUACUAGAUGUUGCAGCAAAAGAUGAUUUUUUGACUUGUCCAUGUGAUAGAAGCCAGAAAAUUUCAAUUUCUCAAAUUGCCCCAGAUCUUGUGCUAGUUGAUUUACCCCAGAAUAUUAUACUGGAUGUUAACCAACUUGAACUUGAACAGUCAUCUGAUUUUCUGUUGGGUGAUGGAGGAUUUGGAUCUGUGUAUCAUGCAACUUACAGACACAAAGAAGUGGCUGUUAAAAUAUUUAACAAGCACGUUUCACAGAUGUUUCUACAUCGUCUUUUGAGACAAGAACUUGCAGUUCUUUCUCAGUUGCUUCAUCCAAGUCUAAUUUUAUUACUUGCGGCUACCUUUCGGCCUCGGAUGUUGGUAUUGGAAUUGGCACCCAAAGGGUCCCUAGAUCUCUGUCUUAACCAUGAGAAAGAACAACUUAAUCAAAAACUUCAACAUCGGAUAGCUCUACAAGUGGCUGAUGGUUUAAGAUACCUACAUUCAUCGAAGAUAAUAUAUCGAGACUUGAAGCCUCAUAACGUGCUACUGUUCAGCUUGAAUCCGAAUUCUGCUGUAAUUGCCAAAAUUGCUGAUUACGGUAUUGCUCAAUAUUGCUGUAGAAUGGGAAUUAAGAACUCUGAGGGGACACCAGGAUUUCGAGCACCAGAAGUUGCAAAAGGAAAUGUCAUCUACAAUCACCAAGCGGAUAUAUAUUCCUUUGGAUUACUUUUAUAUGACAUAAUUACGAAUGGUAAAAGAAUCUCUGAUGGAAUGAAGUUUCCGAACGACUUUGAUGAGAUGGCAGUUCAGGGGAGAUUGCCAGAUCCAGUCAAAGAAUUAAACUGUUCACCAUGGCCUGGUAUACAGAACUUAAUUGAACAUUGUCUGAAGCAAAAUGCUGAGGACAGACCUACAUCUUCUCAGGUAUAUGAGAGACUGAACUCUGUGCAACUGUUGUGUUUGAAGAGAAUAAUGGCCGUACCCAGUAAUCUUACAGCAGAGUGCAUGGUAGCCACAAACACAAUUUGCAAAAAGCCUAACGUCUGGAUUGGUAGUGGAAAAAGAGAUAAAGCACAACUUUCCUCUCUGGAGCUGGAUACUGAAGGCCAGACUGUUAUGGUAUGUGUAAUAGUGAAAAUCACAUGUUUCACACACGUUUCCAUCUCCGAAUAUUGUUUCUGAAAAUGCUUAAUGUUU